Messenger RNA from Naegleria lovaniensis, 1164 nucleotides. RefSeq lists its product as uncharacterized. The transcript is spliced from 3 exons. The record is from RefSeq and is a predicted model, not a curated record. Lineage: Eukaryota; Heterolobosea; Eutetramitea; Acrasida; Naegleriidae. The coding region runs from base 1 to 1164 and encodes 387 amino acids.
AUGGAGGCAAAAGGAACUCCUUUAGUGAUUGAUAAUGGAUCGGGAAUCAUCAAAGCAGGCUUGGCAGGAGAUGAAAUACCGCAUAUAGUUUUUAAUAAUUAUAUUGGAUUUACAAAACAUGUACGAGUGAUGCCUGUUGCAGGACCAAAAUAUGAUUGCUGUGUUGGUAAAGUUGCAGAGGAAAAGAGAGGUAUUUUACGCCUUAUUUACCCAAUGGAGCAUGGAAUUGUCACAGAUUGGACAGCAAUGGAGAAAGUUUGGGAUUAUUUGUAUUCAUGUUUAAUGGAUAAGGAAACUGGAUUAGGAGACACUUUUCGAAAAGAAGAUAGUCCAGUGCUGCUAACAGAAGCUCCUUUGAACCCAAAGAAAAAUAGAGAGAAAGCUGCUGACAUUUUCUUUGAAUCGUAUAACGUGCCGAAAUUGUUUUUUUCUUUGCAAGCAGUGCUGAGCUUGUAUGCCAGUGGGUCAAUGACAGGAGUAGUUCUGGAUAGUGGUGAUGGUGUAACGCACUCUGUACCAAUUUAUGACGGAUUUGCCAUUCCAAAUGCCAUUUCAAGGAUUGACGUUGCAGGACGGGAUAUUACAAAUUAUUUACAAAUUCUACUGAGGAAGUCAGGUUACAAUUUUCACACAUCAAGCGAGCGAGAGGUUGUAAAGGCAAUUAAGGAAAGUGAUUUGACAUAUGUUGCUCAAAAUUAUGAGAAAGAAAUUCUUGAAGAGGAAAAAGGUUUAUGUGAGGCUAAAACGUUCAAACUGCCAGACGGCUCGCUCGUCUCCAUGACAGCAGAGCGAUUUAUGGCUCCUGAAAUUCUGUUCAAGCCACAUUUAAUAGGACUAGAAUAUAUGGGUGUUCAUGAAUGUGUUAUUAAUUCCAUCAACUCUUCAGAUCUUGACAUUAGAAAGGAUUUAUAUUCGAAUUUAUUCUUUGCAGGAGGGUCUACAUUAUUUGAAGGCUUUUGUCAGCGCAUGCUGUCUGAACUGAAAAAACUAGCUCCGAAAGACGUGCCUUCUUUGAGAAUAUCAGCUCCAAACGAAAGAGCCUACACGACUUGGUUAGGUGGAUCCAUUCUCGCUUCUCUUCCUUCUUUUAAUGAUAUGUGGAUUACAAAGAACGAGUAUGAUGAGCAUGGAACGAGUAUAGUAUCCAAAAAAGCUUUUCUUUAA